Messenger RNA from Purpureocillium takamizusanense, 3556 nucleotides. RefSeq lists its product as uncharacterized. The transcript has 2 exons. Lineage: Eukaryota; Fungi; Ascomycota; Sordariomycetes; Hypocreales; Ophiocordycipitaceae. Gene Ontology annotation, molecular function: transmembrane transporter activity. The record is from RefSeq and is a predicted model, not a curated record. Gene Ontology annotation, biological process: transmembrane transport. The coding region runs from base 667 to 3168 and encodes 833 amino acids.
CGAGUCGAGACCAGUCCCCGGAUGGGACCCGGGAGGAGCUGCAGAUUCUGCAUGGCACACACUUUGUGGUGGCCGCGGACUAGCCCGCUUUCAGGGACCGUCGCGAUAUGGCGUCCGUCGCCCGACUCUCGGUACCCGCGAGGCGAGCAGGCCACGAACUAAUGUGGCAUAUGCGGUGCGAAUGCCGUUCCUGGGAAGGCUCUCGUGCCCGGGGCAAAAGGCCUCACCGCAGCUGUUACAUAACAGAUUAGGUCAGGGAUGAGAUGAGGGGUGUGUUAUUGCUGCGUCUCCGAUGCUCAAUGCGCGCUGGCCAGUGCAUCAGGCACGGCCAACGCCCACUUUGACGUCACGGCGCGCACCACCGAUUCACGACCCGAGUCGGCUCAGCGGCGCCGAGCAUAAUAGGGAGGGGAAGAGGGAGGGCUAGUAGGACGAGGAUGGGAGGGCCAUGACUGGCUCAUUACGCGGCGUCCGUCGGGCACGAUCCUGGGGGGAAAACAGUCAACGAGGCAGGUACGUUGGACCCCGUCCAUACAUGUAGUCAUCCAUCCACUGUCCUCGCCCGCCACCAACACAGCACAAAACUCGUCCCCAUCCCACCUCGUUCAUGUGUUCGUACACGGGUGCUCCCCUCCCCAUCGCCAUCGCACACACUCGUUUGACGCAAUGGACGGCACGCCCAACCUGACGCAGGACGAACCCGAUCCUGACCCCGGCCCGGGCGUGGGAAGCGAGGCUUCUGGCUCCGUUGAGGCUGUCGCGCUUCCCGAGCCUCCCGCAGAGACGGCGACCGUUGCGGCCCUGAGGAAAGAAAAGGGCCGCGUGCGCUUUAACAGCAACGCUGGCGCGACAGACAGGCCUCAGCAGUCGCCCAGCCCUCAUAGUACCACGGGGACGCCGUCCCCUGAGGCUGUCGACCCUCCGCUUACAAGGCCUCGACCUUCAGUCCUCCGCGCCAACUCGUCCAGCAGCGUCGGCACUGUGGGUGACUUUGCCGAAGAUUUGGACUUUGCGCCGGGCUCAGAAAAGGCGUUAUCGGCCGCUGCCGCGCAGGAACGCGCCAAGCAAGUCGCUGCCAGGAUUAGGCGGGGGUCCGCGUCCCCGCAAGGCUCGCGAAAGAGCUCCAUCGACUCGCGCGCCGAUACUGUAACCACCAACGACGGCGAGCACUUGCUCGGCGGCGACGAGCAGGGAAUCCCGCUACGGAACUUGGGGCAUACGGGUCUCCAGGAUCCUCAGGAGCCGAAGACGGAAGCUGAGCGGCAGGCGACACAAGCCUUGAUGCAGGAUGCAUAUCAGCUAGUACAAGCUCAUGCGGCUCGAUUCGCGGCGACAACUCAGGGCCAGUCGCCGACAACAAACAACGAUACGGCAGUGCCGAGUGGCCUCCAACACGAGGUACAGCAGCAUGCCACCCCAAGCGAACUCUACGACGGCUCCAUCGAUGGAGUGUACAAUGUGCCGCCCCCUCAACAAUACCGUGGCAGUGUCCUGUCGGAGCUCCUCAAGCUCUACAAGCAGCCGGCACAACUCAUCGGGCAGCACCAGCACCAGCCCCAAGGCCAGCAUUCUCGCUCGGCCUCGGCCGGCGGCCAGUCGAGCGGCUCCGGGGGCGCGACACCAAACCGCAGGAAAUGGUACGAGCAGAACCGCUCGCAGGAAACACUAUCCAACCUCAUCGAGGCGUCGGCCCGGCUGGCCAACCCCAACACACCCGACUCUGCUGCGGGCGCCAAAGGCAAGAAGCGGCCGCCCAUGCACAAGCGAGCCGGCAGUGCAUCCAGGUUGAGCCAUCUAUGGCACAAGGAAGAGGAGGCGCGCAUCACGGUGCACAUUGCCGAGACGCUGUCGCGCCAGGGCUACAUCAUCAAGCUGUGCCGCGCCCUCAUGCUCUUCGGCGCGCCGACUCAUCGUCUCGAAGAGUACCUGAGUAUGACCGCCCGCGUCCUGGAGAUUGACGGCCAGUUCCUCUAUCUUCCCGGAUGCAUGAUCAUAUCCUUCGACGACAGGUCGACUCACACGACCGAGGUCCGCAUCGUGCGAACCGCACAGGGCAUCGACCUGGGCAAGCUCAAGGACGUGCACCACGUAUACAAGGAAGUGAUGCACGACGUCAUUGGUGCCGACGAGGGCACCGAACGGCUCAACAACCUCAUGAAGUCGAAGGAAAAGUUCAACCCCUGGCUGCGUGUAAUCGUCUUUGGUCUCACGAGCGUCACUGCCGCGCCCUUCUCCUUCAAGGCCCGCCUCAUCGACCUCCCCCUCUUGUUCUUCUUCGGCUGCACGGUCGGGCUGCUGCAGCUCAUCGUGGCGCCCAAGUCCAACCUGUACAACAACGUCUUCGAGGUGACCGCCACGGUGCUGGUGAGCUUCUUGGCCCGUGCCUUUGGCAGCAUCAACCGGGGCGAGCUAUUUUGUUUCUCGGCGCUUGCACAGGGCGGCAUCGUCAUGUUGCUGCCGGGCUACUCUGUUUUGUGUUCGGCCCUGGAACUGCAGUCUCGGGCCAUUGUGCCCGGGUCCAUCCGCAUUGUCUACGCCAUCAUCUACUCGCUCUUCCUGGGCUUCGGAAUCACCGUCGGUGCGGCCCUCUACGGCCUCUUCGACAUCAACGCGGCGUCGGAGACGACGUGCACCAACCCCCCGUCGGCCUAUUACGGUUUCAUCUUCGUCCCCUUCUUCGUCGUCUGCAUCAGCGUCCUCUACCAAGCAAAGUGGCGCCAGAUGCCCGUCAUGAUUCUCAUCGCCUUCACCGGCUACAUCGUCAACUACUUCAGCAGCCUCAAGUUCAGCGCCAGCCCCCAGAUCGCCAGCACGCUCGGUGCCCUGAGCGUCGGCGUCCUCGCCAACCUGUACUCGCGGCUGCGGCACGGCGUCGCCGCCGCCACGCUCAUCCCCGCCAUCUUCACGCAGGUGCCUGGAGGGCUCGCCUCCACGGGCGGCCUGCUCAGCGGCAUCUACACGGCCAACGAGCUCACAAAGUCCAACCAGACGGUCACCACGGCCAACGGCACCGUCACCUACCAGCCCGGCCAGCCCCUCGACAGCGUCAUCUUCCAGGUCGCCGCCUCCAUGAUCCAGAUUGCCAUUGGCAUCGCCGUCGGCCUCUUCAUGAGCGCCUUCAUCAUCUACCCGCUCGGCAAACGCCGCAGCGGCCUCUUUAGUUUCUAGAGCCCUACACGCCUCUAUGAUUUCCCCCUUCCUUCUGCCUGCCCUCCCUGCUUUUCUUCUGACGCCUCGCCAUUGCUUCACUUCUUGCAUGGUUGGCGUCCGCGGCAUCAUCAUGGUCAUUAUCAUUAUCAUCAGCAUCAUCCACACACACCAGCAUAGCAUCUCCACCGGCGUCGUUCCUGACGUCCCCUUUUCCUCCCGCCCCCAUCGGGUAUGCCCUUGGACAUGUAAUCAGGGCCCCUCACCCGCCAUUCGUAUUUAAGCCGCGGCGGGCGGUUGAAACCAGAAAAAAAAAAGCAACGUCUUUUUCCUGUCUCGUAUCUUGAUAUAUAGCUUAGUAGCCUGUUGUAGCCCAUAGAUUUAAGCCAAGUAUUCUGCUUUGUUUUCA